This is a messenger RNA of Sebastes umbrosus (honeycomb rockfish), 2065 nucleotides long. RefSeq names its product DOMON domain-containing protein FRRS1L. NCBI's taxonomy places the organism in Eukaryota, Metazoa, Chordata, Actinopteri, Perciformes, Sebastidae. Gene Ontology annotation, biological process: regulation of glutamate receptor signaling pathway. The record is from RefSeq and is a predicted model, not a curated record. The transcript is spliced from 5 exons. The coding region runs from base 263 to 1126 and encodes 287 amino acids.
UGCGUGUAUCUGAAUUAGAUUGCACGAUUACAAAUAAGGGUAAUUUAGGGUCUGAUUAGCCUCUUAAUCUCGCAGUCUGCACGGCUGCAUCCCCCCUGCAUCACCCCUUAGAAUAAACAUCCACACAGGCAGCUAGGAGGAUGCUGGGAGGAUUUUUGUGAUGCUGCGAUGGGUACCUGCGGAGAUACCACAAUAAUGAGGAUCCGAUUUGAUUUCAAGUUGGUUUAGUCGUUUUUAUUAUUAUUUAUUUAUCAUUUGGGCCAUGGUUUUCCUGCGGAGGCUCACGCAUCAGCUGCUGGUGCUGCUGCUGAUGAUCCAGAGCUGGUGGUGGUGGCCGGGGGUCGCGCCGAGCCCAACCGACGAGGGAGCACUCCGGGCCGGCCACGGAGAGCACGGAGAGCCGGGCCACCAGGAGCCUCACAAGGACUCCUACAGCACCUUCGCAUCCGAGUUCCUGGAGUCCAGAUAUCUGUCCGAUGACGGUUAUCCAUUCCCCACCGCCCCACCAGUGGAUCCCUUUGCCAAGAUCAAAGUCGUCGACUGUGGAGUAACCAAAGGCUGCAUAAGAUAUGGGAAGCCAGGGUGUGAUGCAGAAACAUGUGACUACUUCCUGAGUUAUCGUCGCAUCGGGACAGAUGUGGAGUAUGAGAUGAGUUCAGACACAGACGGCUGGGUGGCCGUGGGCUUCUCCUCUGACAAGAAAAUGGGAGGAGACGAUGUCAUGGGCUGCGUCCAUGACGAUAACGGACGUGUACGGAUUCAUCACUUCUACAACGUCGGCCAGUGGGCCAAGGAAAUAAAGAGAAACCCUGCUAGAGACGAAGAGGGCGUUUUUGAGAACAACCGGGUGACCUGCCGUUUCAAACGACCGUUAUACGUCCCCAGAGAGGAAACACUUGUGGACUUACACCUGUCGUGGUAUUACCUGUUUGCAUGGGGACCUGCCAUACAAGGUUCCAUCACGAGGCAUGACAUCGACAAUCCGCCUGUCAGCGACCACAUGAUCAGCAUCUAUAAGUAUGAGGACAUCUUCAUGCCUUCAACAGCCUACCAGACCUUCAACUCUCCCCUCUGCUUACUGCUCAUAGUAGCCCUCACCUUCUACUUACUAAUGGGAACGCCAUAAAGAAGCACAGUAGAGCACAUAGUGGAAAAAAACAGGGAAGAGAAGAUGAAGCAGCAAUAAAAAAAAAAAACGUCUGAUGCCACAUUUGCGCAAAGAGACACUGUAUUAGAUAUAAUAAACACAAUAGGGAGUACAUAUUCAUUACUCUGAACUCAUAAAGAGGAUCUCGACAAAUUAUUAAACCUAUAUUGUAGAGGUGUCAUGUACUGGUGUCAGUACAGAACAAGAGGUCUGAUAAAAGAGUAGUGUUAUAGUAUAAAUAGGCCAGUUAUUUUCAGUAUUUAUAAUAGCUUCCAAGUAUUAAAAUUAAUAAAAAUAUGAGGACUACUCGUGAUAAUAAAUAAAUCUCACAAGUCUUCGAAAUACUGCAUGCACUGGGAAAUCUGGAAACGAUUUCAAAAACCCGCUGUUCACCGGUGACGAGAAGACAGUGCCUCAUGUUGAACUUGGCUAAAACACAAAGGUUUUCUGAGGAAGCAAGAAAACAAGCAGCUCACAGUCGUUUGCACACACUCUUCCUGUCCCUUUACUCUAUAAUAUGUUCAUAUGGAUAUCAUGUUUUGCAAAAACAAAAGAAAAAAGAUGGUUUAUUUGUUGUUCGUAUUAUCACAAAAUAUAGUUUCCAAGGUUGUAGGGACUGCCUACAGUAUGCAUUUACCAUGCAAAAGAUUUCCAUUAACCUUUUCUUAUGUUUGGCACUCAUCUCACGUUUCCAUAAUAUUCCUGUUGGGUUUGUUUAUCAGUACUGUGGCACUGUGACUGUGUUUAACAGACCGAGAGAGAGACUGAAGCAAUAACACACUGAACAGGAGCAAGCUGCAGAUUGAAGAAAACAGUUUGCUUGGACAUGGACUAAUUUUUUUCUUCCUCGGGCUGUUAUUGUAGCCUUUUGAUCUGUAUUAAAAAUGGAUGAAUACGUUAAAACGCCUCCCACUGAAA